Messenger RNA from Oncorhynchus mykiss (rainbow trout), 13570 nucleotides. Its product is annotated as leucine-rich repeat and immunoglobulin-like domain-containing nogo receptor-interacting protein 3. Gene Ontology annotation, cellular component: plasma membrane. Gene Ontology annotation, molecular function: protein binding. The record is from RefSeq and is a predicted model, not a curated record. Lineage: Eukaryota; Metazoa; Chordata; Actinopteri; Salmoniformes; Salmonidae.
GAGAGAGAGAAAGAGCAGGGAGAGAGCUAGAGAAGGGAGAGAGCGAGAGAAACAGAAGGGAGAGAGAAAGAGUAGGGAGAGAGCGAGAGCGAGUGAGACGCUGACACUGAGAGAGACGCACCCUGUAAAAGAGGCAGAGUCAACAGCUACAGCAACAGAGCUCCCUUUCUCUCUCACACACAGACAGAGAACCAGACCCAUUCCAGGGGAGACGGUGAGCACACACCCCCACUGAGGAGCACCGUCUCUUGGGAGGAGAUCCCACACUCCGCCCCUCCUCCGUCUGUGUGUUUUUGCAAAAAAACUGGAAGAGAGACGUAGAAGACAGUGAAGGAAGGAGGGAUGAGUGGCUUGUUUGGCACAGCUGCUGAUACUAGAGGCUGAGAACGAGGGACACUGACGAAGAGAGAGAGAAAAAGAGAUCUGAAGACCAGAGGAUUGGAGGAGAGGAAGACUGGCACGUGUAGAGCUUCUCAAACAUAUGGACAGAGACAAGAGAGGGACACAGUGUCGGGGAACACACACACACAUCACACGGAACAAACAUCACACACACAUCACACACACACACAGGCACCGAUGAGGAGGGAACAGGGACCACGCUUCAGUCCGGGCGAAUCACUGGGAUUGGGGCCUGGUCGGAUGUCAACAGUGAAUCGCUCGCGUCCGACUCUUUGAAGAAAAACUCUUCGUCCAGUUUGAGGUGUGUGGUAAACUGACCCGGCCUGUGAUAGGCUAGGAGUCAGCACUGACCCAGCCUGUGAUAGGCUAGGAGUCAGAUCAGGACCACCAGGGCCAUGACUGGCUCCCCGGGCAUCAGUGGGCAGUCCCUGUCACCAUGGCGGUGGCUGAGUCGCUGGGGGCCGGUCCUGCUGCUGGUUACCAUGACAACCCUACUGCCAGGUUGUUGCCAGGCAUGCCCUCCACGGUGCGAGUGCUCGGCCCAAAUCCGGUCCGUCUUGUGCCAGCGGCGGCGGCUCACCGGCAUCCCAGAGGGCAUCCCCACGGAAACUCGCCUCCUGGACCUCAGCCGGAACCGUCUCCGCUGGGUGGAGAUGGGUGACCUGGCGCCGUAUCCGCACCUUGAAGAAGUGGACCUGAGUGAGAACCUCAUUGCCACACUGGAGCCCAACGCGUUCGCCAACCUGCAGAGCCUCCGGGUGUUACGGCUGAGGGCGAACCAGUUGAAACUUGUACCCAUGGGGGCCUUCGCCAAGCUGGUCAACCUGACCACGCUGGACCUGAGUGAGAACAAACUGGUUAUUCUGUUGGACUACACCUUCCAGGACCUGAGGAGUCUAAGACACCUGGAGGUGGGAGACAAUGACCUGGUCUACAUCUCUCAUGAGGCCUUCUCUGGCCUGCUAGGGGUGGAGGAUCUGACCAUUGAACGCUGCAACCUGACUUCCAUCUCUGGCCAGACGCUGUCCUACCUACGCAGCCUGGUCACUUUGCGACUACGCCAGCUCAGCAUCCCCGCCCUGGAGGACCAUAACUUCCGUAAGCUGGCCAACCUCCGGGGGCUGGAGAUCGACAACUGGCCUUACCUGGAAUACAUCUCCCCCCUGAGCUUCCAGGGUCUGGACCUGUACUGGCUGUCCAUCACCAACAGCAACAUGACCUCCGUCCCCUCGUCCUCCUUCAGAAACCUGAUCCACCUCACCCAUCUCAACCUGUCCUACAACCCCAUCACCACCCUGGAGCCUUGGGCCUUCAGGGACCUGCUGAGGCUCAAAGAGCUGAUCAUGGUGAACACGGGCCUGGCUACGGUGGAGCCCCACUCCCUGGGAGGCCUCAGACAGAUCCGGGUCCUCAACUUCUCCUCCAAUGACCUCCAGACUCUGGAGGAGGGAUCGUUCCACUCUGUAAACAGCCUGGAGACGCUGCGGGUGGAUGGGAACCCACUGCUGUGUGACUGCCGUUUGUUGUGGAUCCUGCAGAGACGCAAGACCCUCAACUUUGACGGCAGGGUGCCUGUGUGCGCUGGGCCGGUGGAGGUGCAGGGGAACAGCCUCAGCACCUUCACCGACUCAGCGCUCUUUGAUCACUUCACCUGCCAGAAGCCCAAGAUACGCAACCGCAAGCUUCAACAGGUGACAGCUCGUGAGGGCCAGCCAGUAAGUUUCCUCUGCAGUGCCGUGGGAGAGCCCGCCCCCAAUAUCAUGUGGAUCUCCCCUCAGCGCCGACUAAUCACAGCCAAGAGCAAUGGCCGCAUCACCGUCCUCCCAGGAGGGACGUUGGAGAUCCGCUAUGCUCAGGUCACCGACAGCGGCACCUACAUGUGCAUCGCCAGCAAUGCCGGGGGCAAUGACACUUACUUUGCGAUGCUCACGGUUCGGGGCGCGCCGCUGGAUGCCUCGUCGGCCUUCUUCGCCAACCGCUCGAUGUACGGCGGUGAGUUCUUCAACGACACAAACCUGAAUAGCACUCGCGUCUUCCUCAAGUUCACCCUGGACCUGACCACCAUACUGGUCUCCACAGCGAUGGGCUGCAUCACCUUCCUGGGCGUGGUGCUUUUCUGUUUCCUGUUGUUGUUUGCAUGGAGCCGGGGGCGGGGCCAGCGUAAGAACAACUUCACCGUCGAGACCCCUUUCCGGAAGGCCGAGGGGCCGGCGGCGGUGGGUGGUGCCGGAGGGGCCCGGAAAUUCAACAUGAAGAUGAUAUGAUACCAUGCAGCCAGGGGCCACUAGUAAGAAAGUAAAGAAAUAAAUAAAAAUAAAAUGCAUACAGUAUUCACACAUGGCUGGUAUUCACCAGGACCAGAUUCGGUUUGAGUGGAAAAAACAUGAUGACCUUUGACCUCACGGCCUCCUACUGGUUUUACUCAGCUCGUGGUACAACGUUCCGUUUAUAUUUGCAAACAAAUAUAACAUUGUCAUUAACCAGGUUUCCAUCCAACCCGUUUGUUUAUACGAGUAAAGUACAUGUCGGAUAAAAUAUAUCAUGCCAGGCCUGAUGGAAACAUUUGUUGGUUUCAAACUUUCCAAAUGUCGACAAAAAUAAAUACGCUAGACGAGGUGGGAUCUUUUGUGUCUGAGUCACGCGAUGACAUGUUGUGUGGUCCUCCCAGUACUACUUGUCAGGAAAGAACGCAGUUUAUUAGGCUACAGAUUAAAUGAAUUCUAAAUGAUGAUGAACUUCACAGGGUGAUGAAAGUACAAGGUGAUGAGCUUGAUGCUCCUUUCCAUUUAAUGUUGACGGUCUUAUUCUGGUACCAUGAUGAUCGAUGCUUGGCUGCUGUUUGACAAAUAAAAAUAAUCUCACUCUUUCGUCCAUAAUAAUCUCAUCAUGUAAACUAUACCCACAUUGUAUCUGCGAGCUGUUGGCUAGACAGCAAUAACCAAUAGACGCUAUAUAACGCUAAUUUUUCGGGGUGAGAAAACCAUCAUUCGAGUUAAACAAUGCGACGGAAAACAUGGGAAUUUAACUGCAAACGUUGUUUUUAUGUGCGCUACUUCAUCACGCACAGCUUUUUAUCCUCAACAAGUACAUUUGACGGAAACACAUCUCUGGUGAGAAAAUGCACAUAUUGUUUUUAUGCAGAUCUUAGAAUAUUCGCUUGAAAAUCGGUCGCCAAUUGGAUGUAAACCUAGCUACUGAGCUUGAUAAGGGGAGUUCAACUAGAUCACUCAAGUAUAACAUUACCAUUUAGCUUGAUAAGGGGAGUUCAACUAGAUCACUAAAGGGGUAUUUUGGAGAAAAAAAUAUAACAUUACCAUUUAGCUUGAUAAGAAUUAUAGAAGUUAAGAAUUUAGUGUGAUCUCUUAUUGGGUGAUUACUGUGCUGUGGAAUGAUCAUAGUUAUGCCUCUCUCACAGAAAGUGAAAAGGACUUCCUGGAGCUAUGCACUUGUAGUGGUCAUUGCACACAGGGCAUAGUUCUGACUAGGGGGAGUACAGCCAUGACCAGAAGUUAUGGUUAGAUAAAACGCUCUCCUAAUCUGCUGUAAAAAAAAAGUCAUUUCUGGUUGUAUCUGUAGUCCCUUUCGUCAUAGCCCAUGGAGAGACAUGGCUAUCAACUAAUCACAGAAUUUCUUGCCUUGCUUUCUUAAAUUCUGCCUUUCUGAGAAAUAUUGCAAUAGCAUGUAAGUAUUGCAAUUUAGAGUAUGUUGUAUGAGUAAUAAGAUUACAAUAUUGAAUAAAAACAAGCCAUUUUUGUAAGACAUUUGGGAUAUGAUUUCAAUUGUCACAUUUAUAAGACACCAUCAAGGCCCCUCCAGAUAAACGCAUGAAACCUAUUUCAAUCAUUUGACCUAAUAACAUUUAUGGGGAAAAAAUAUCAGAAGACACUUUGGCCGAUCUGUUUUUAAAUACCACAUCAUAUACACAUCAAAAUAAAGUAUAUUCUGAACAUUUAAAUGGGGCCCACUUCACUUUCAGAAGUGACCGUUUGCGACGAGGUUAGCUGUGUGAGUUGGACCAAGCGCACUGGCCGACGGUUGCCAUGACGGCCUGACGCCCCAAGGGUUUGUUUGGAAAGUCAAGCGCAGCGAACAUGAGGCCACAUGGUAACCGUGACAACCAACACAGCCCAGGGCAGGGGGGAGAUGUGGGGACUGUGGGACGAGUGGAGAGGGAGUAUGUCCAUGCCUCCUCUUUCCAACCUUCCAAUAAUAGUACUACCCUACUACUGCCAGUAGGGAGGGAUGUGGGAAGAGAAAGGUGGAUGGGAGGAGCCUAAGCCUCAUCUCUCUAACCUCCCUCUUACACUGCUCUCUGCUACUGCCAUGGGCUGUGCUGGGAAAAUAACUGACCUCCACAGAGCUGCCAGGGGGAGCAGCCUGGAAGUCAGAACACACUCAGAGUUAUAUACUGUACUGUACAUAACAGACUCACCUUCACAAAGGCUCUCACUGAGAGUCAUAUACUGUACUGUACAUAACAGACUCACCUUCACAAAGGUUCUCACUCAGAGUCAUAUACUGUACUGUACAGAACAGACUCACCUUCACAAAGGUUCUCACUGAGAGUCAUAUACUGUACUGUACAGAACAGACUCACCUUCACAAAGGUUCUCACUGAGAGUCAUAUACUGUACUGUACAGAACAGACUCACCUUCACAAAGGUUCUCACUGAGAGUCAUAUACUGUACUGUACAUAACAAACUCACCUUCACAAAGGUUCUCACUGAGAGUCAUAUACUGUACUGUACAUAACAGACUCACCUUCACAAAGGUUCUCACUGAGAGUCAUAUACUGUACUGUACAUAACAGACUCACCUUCACAAAGGUUCUCACUCAGAGUCAUAUACUGUACUGUACAUAACAGACUCACUUUCACAAAGGUUCUCACUGAUAGUCAUAUACUGUACUGUACAUAACAGACUCACCUUCACAAAGGUUCUCACUCAGAGUCAUAUACUGCACUGUACAGAGCAGACUCACCUUCACAAAGGCUCUCACUGAGAGUCAAAUACUGUACUGUACAGAACAGACUCACCUUCACAAAGGUUCUCACUGAGAGUCAUAUACUGUACUGUACAUAACAGACUCACCUUCACAAAGGUUCUCACUGAGAGUCAUAUACUGUACUGUACAUAACAGACUCACUUUCACAAAGGUUCUCACUGAGAGUCUUAUACUGUACUGUACAUAACAGACUCACCUUCACAAAGGUUCUCACUGAGAGUCAUAUACUGUACUGUACAGAACAGACUCACCUUCACAAAGGUUCUCACUCAGAGUCAUAUACUGUACUGUACAGAACAGACUCACCUUCACAAAGGUUCUCACUCAGAGUCAUAUACUGUACUGUACAUAACAGACUCACUUUCACAAAGGUUCUCACUGAUAGUCAUAUACUGUACUGUACAUAACAGACUCACCUUCACAAAGGUUCUCACUGAGAGUCAUAUACUGUACUGUACAUAACAGACUCACCUUCACAAAGGUUCUCACUCAGAGUCAUAUACUGUACUGUACAUAACAGACUCACUUUCACAAAGGUUCUCACUGAUAGUCAUAUACUGUACUGUACAUAACAGACUCACCUUCACAAAGGUUCUCACUCAGAGUCAUAUACUGUACUGUACAGAACAGACUCACCUUCACAAAGGUUCUCACUGAGAGUCAUAUACUGUACUGUACAUAACAGACUUACCUUCACAAAGGUUCUCACUGAGAGUCAUAUACUGUACUGUACAUAACAGACUCACUUUCACAAAGGUUCUCACUGAGAGUCAUAUACUGUACUGUACAUAACAGACUCACCUUCACAAAGGUUCUCACUGAGAGUCAUAUACUGUACUGUACAUAACAGACUCACCUUCACAAAGGUUCACACUGAGAGUCAUAUACUGUACUGUACAGAACAGACUCACCUUCACAAAGGUUCUCACUGAGAGUCAUAUACUGUACUGUACAUAACAGACUCACUUUCACAAAGGCUCUCACUGAGAGUCAUAUACUGUACUGUACAUAACAGACUCACCUUCACAAAGGUUCUCACUGAGAGUCAUAUACUGUACUGUACAUAACAGACUCACCUUCACAAAGGUUCUCACUCAGAGUCAUAUACUGUACUGUACAUAACAGACUCACUUUCACAAAGGUUCUCACUGAUAGUCAUAUACUGUACUGUACAUAACAGACUCACCUUCACAAAGGUUCUCACUCAGAGUCAUAUACUGCACUGUACAGAGCAGACUCACCUUCACAAAGGCUCUCACUGAGAGUCAAAUACUGUACUGUACAGAACAGACUCACCUUCACAAAGGUUCUCACUGAGAGUCAUAUACUGUACUGUACAUAACAGACUCACCUUCACAAAGGUUCUCACUGAGAGUCAUAUACUGUACUGUACAUAACAGACUCACUUUCACAAAGGUUCUCACUGAGAGUCUUAUACUGUACUGUACAUAACAGACUCACCUUCACAAAGGUUCUCACUGAGAGUCAUAUACUGUACUGUACAGAACAGACUCACCUUCACAAAGGUUCUCACUCAGAGUCAUAUACUGUACUGUACAGAACAGACUCACCUUCACAAAGGUUCUCACUCAGAGUCAUAUACUGUACUGUACAUAACAGACUCACUUUCACAAAGGUUCUCACUGAUAGUCAUAUACUGUACUGUACAUAACAGACUCACCUUCACAAAGGUUCUCACUGAGAGUCAUAUACUGUACUGUACAUAACAGACUCACCUUCACAAAGGUUCUCACUCAGAGUCAUAUACUGUACUGUACAUAACAGACUCACUUUCACAAAGGUUCUCACUGAUAGUCAUAUACUGUACUGUACAUAACAGACUCACCUUCACAAAGGUUCUCACUCAGAGUCAUAUACUGUACUGUACAGAACAGACUCACCUUCACAAAGGUUCUCACUGAGAGUCAUAUACUGUACUGUACAUAACAGACUCACCUUCACAAAGGUUCUCACUGAGAGUCAUAUACUGUACUGUACAUAACAGACUCACUUUCACAAAGGUUCUCACUGAGAGUCAUAUACUGUACUGUACAUAACAGACUCACCUUCACAAAGGUUCUCACUGAGAGUCAUAUACUGUACUGUACAUAACAGACUCACCUUCACAAAGGUUCACACUGAGAGUCAUAUACUGUACUGUACAGAACAGACUCACCUUCACAAAGGUUCUCACUGAGAGUCAUAUACUGUACUGUACAUAACAGACUCACUUUCACAAAGGCUCUCACUGAGAGUCAUAUACUGUACUGUACAUAACAGACUCACCUUCACAAAGGCUCUCACUGAGAGUCAUAUACUGUACUGUACAGAACAGACUCACCUUCACAAAGGUUCUCACUGAGAGUCAUAUACUGUACUGUACAGAACAGACUCACCUUCACAAAGGUUCUCACUGAGAGUCAUAUACUGUACUGUACAGAACAGAUUCACCUUCACAAAGGCUCUCACUGAGAGUCAUAUACUGUACUGUACAGAACAGACUCACCUUCACAAAGGUUCUCACUGAGAGUCAAAUACUGUACUGUACAGAACAGACUCAACUUCAAAAAGGUUCUCACUGAGAGUCAUAUACUGUACUGUACAUAACAGACUCACCUUCACAAAGGUUCUCACUGAGAGUCAUAUACUGUACUGUACAUAACAGACUCACCUUCACACUCAUUUACACAUGCAUUGGACCUUUUUUCAGGUGAACACAAAGUCAUAUACAGGCGAAACGCACACACACACACACAGACACCUAUACUACAGAUCUAUAAUAACUAGAACUGCACAUCACACUAUUACCACUCACAACACCACAUAUCUAUAAUAACUAGAACAGCACAUCACACUAUAACCACUCACAACACCACAGAUCUAUAAUAACUAGAACUGCACAUCACACUAUAACCACUCACAACACUACAGAUCUAUAAUAACUAGAACUACACAUCACACUAUUACCACUCACAACACUACAGAUCUAUAAUAACUAGAACAGCACAUCACACUAUAACCACUCACAACACUAAAGAUCUAAAGUAACUAGAACUGCACAUCACAAUAUAACCACUCGCAACACUACAGAUCUAUAAUAACUAGAACUGCAUCCACAAACAACCACUCUUCUCUUUCUCUGAGACGGCCAGUGCGCAAAUGUCUGUGCCCCCCUAGCCCAGUGCAUCCCCCGUCCCCACUUGGUCCUCCAAUGGGAGGGAUCCUUGGCUGGAGACCGAUAACAAAAAAUGUAAAUGAAGUCAUGUGAACCCUGCCCACGCCAUGAGCAUCGUAUAGAGGAGAGUACGGUGGUAUUUAUUAUGACAUGCUGUGUUCUCAUUCGUUUAGUAGCCUCCUUUUUGCGUUACCUCAGUUGAUGCUCUCCGUAAACCAUUUACCAUUAACCGUUUGGACUCUGUGGCAUCCAACAGUGAGAUUAGUCCUGUUCUCAACACCUAGAGGAGCUUCCAAUCAGUGUGUGUGUGUGUGUGUGUGUGUGUGUGUGUGUGUGUGUGUGUGUGUGUGUGUAUUUAUGUGUGUGUGUGUGUGUGUGUGUGUGUGUGUGUGUGUGUGUGUGUGUGUGUGUGUGUGUGUGUGUGUGUGUGUGUGUGUGUGUGUGUGUGUGUGGAGGGUUAACUAUUUGCCAUGAUGUAAAUGUUUAGGAAAUUAGAAGGAGCUUUGUGUAGGACACAAGUUCACAAUGCUUUCGAAUCAGAUGAAUUCUGAAGGCUCUAAAAUCAUCCUCCAGUACAUCUGUAGAACAAGCCGACUGUGUGAUGAUAAAUAGUUCUGUAUUUAUUAAAGUUUAAUGAGGCUGAAUGGAAAUAGAUUAGGAAAUUGGCCUGGUUUUCUCUCUGCCAGAAGAGACGUGUGAGAAUUCAUCUUUGCUCCCAUUGCUCCGGUCUUGAGAACAAAAGUAAUAACUCACUGGAUGUUUCCUAUUCCGUUCUCGUAGUUUUCCAAUAUUCCCAUUUUUGGGAACGUCUGUUGUGGUUGUUGCUGGUGUGAUGGUGUAAACGUCAAUCACAUAUGUAGGGAUUAGAUAGAGGUAUUUCAUUUUGUUAUCUUUCCCUCCUUCUUCUUCAUCAGUUCUUUCCCAGACCUCGUUGUCUCCAUUCACAGAAACUAGGCUGCAGUGUGGUUGUGUGGUAGUUGACACCUGUUCUAUGUGGUCGGUGAUUCGAUGUUGUCGUGUUUUGAGUUAUUGCUCUGAGUAAUAAUAUCAACCAUGGUGCAGGGACUUGUGCAACUGAAAUAAUGGUAAGGGGUGACCCAGGUUCUCUGAAACUUUGGUUCCUCUCUGGGAACCCUCAUACCCCAGCUUCUAGAUUAGAACCUUCCAUUCUAACUGUGCACUGCAUUCUGGGAUAUAUAUCUGGGUAACAGAAACCUUUAGACUGUUUGUAACGUCACUACCAAAAUUCUGUCGGAGUCACUAACCCACAAGAGUAAAGAUGGGAAAUACUGUUCAAACACUCCAGAAAUCUGGUCUGAACUGAAAACAUUCUGUACUGAUCCUAGACCAAAGCACAUCUCUAGCUAGCCUCCUGUUAAUUGAGUAUUGUUGAGGGGGAAUUAAAUUUUUCUCGCCCUGGGAGGUAUUGCUAUGCUGUCCAGGUUUGAAGAUAAGCAUUUGCAUACAUAUGAAAUCCAUUCGACCUUCAGGGGUCCUUGACUGUACGAGGAAGUAGAGUUGUAGUGUACUUCAUUUGGUACACUUCAAAUAGAGAGCCCUUUGAACUUAUCUCAAUCUGCUCUAUCUACAUCCCUCUACCUCUCCACCUGAACUAGAGCACUCGUUUCCUAGGUUACCACUUGAUUUAACCCUUUGCAGAGCGUGCUGCACAUUCUAAUUAUUUUUAAUGGAUGACGUUCAAAUGAAGGACUGUCCAUUAGUUUCCCUAUUCAACUUUCAACUGACUAGAGCACUGAGAAUUUAUUGUUCUAGACGGGCUGUCCUCAUUGCCUUUUAUGUUUCUGGGGGAGACUAGAAUGGGAGACAUCAGAGUGACUGAGCGAGUGUCUCGUCUCGAGAAAGUCUUGAGAAACUAGGCUGAGCGCUCCCCUGCCUCCCUCCCCCCAGUUUGUCCUUGCCCUGCAGAGUGUGUGCAUGCGUGCGUGCGUGUGUGUGUGUGCAUGAGAGACAGAGAGGCGAGACGUCCCAUUUUCAGCAGCCCCUGUUGUAGGGUAUACCCCCAAUAGGAAACCCCUCUAAGCUUGGCCCAGAGAAUACACGGAUGAUAAUAAAACUAAAACCAGACUCAGAUAAAAGGGGGAUCAUUAGCAGCUACAACGGUUGAAUAAUUUAAUAUUUUUGAAGUGCGUGUCUCUAUUUUACACCAAGGUUAGGGAAAGCAGUGGGUUUCUGCCCUUGAUUUCGGUGGCAUUCAUUUCCCCCCAGCCCAUUAUUAAAACAUCAAAGAAAUUAGAUUUGUAGUGUGUCCUUAUUUGGGCCAACAUAAAGUAGGAUAGGAGUGUAUUUUAACCACUCACCUCACACAAUUUUAAUGUUACCAUUGCCCUUAGCUUCAAUCAACCUGUCGACUGCAUUUUCAAAGGAUUUGUUAGACUCCUGUCAUUCCAGAUAUCAUUGAACUAAUUGGGCUCGAUGAGGAUGACAUAUGAUAGAGUGAAACAAAUAGAAGGAGUGAAGCACAACUGGUUGGUUGAGCAUUUGGGCUUCACAUGUUAAUUCCUCCGACCCUUUUCUUUACAUAAUAGUGAGCCAUGUUCUCCAGAGACUCAAUUAUUUGUCAUGGUCUCUAUUUCCUUGGGUCACCUUACCAGGACACAGGGUUCAAACUAUCUACUCCCUUAAGAAAUAAAGACCCACUAUUUCUAAGGAACCCACAGUAUUCGGAACUCUGAUAUUUAACCCUGAAGGUUACAGCAACUUUGAGAUUCCUUCUGUAUUGAAAAGCACUGUAUAAAAUGUAUCUAUUAUUACUAUGAUCAUUAUUUCCAUCAAUAAAGGCUGGCGGGUCUUGACCAGAACACUGCUGUGGACAGUAACCCCACUUUCAGUAUGGUCAUACUGACCCCUGGUGGUGAAAUGGGGCAUAGCAGAUUACAUGUGUUGACCAUGUUCACAAACUACCGUUAUUGAUGGGAGCAUUUCUGCCUGCACUGGAUCUCAGAUGAUUACCCAUGACCAAACACUAUCAUGAAAAACCAAUUCACUGUUAGCUUGGCAAGUCAGUAUUUUACUGGUUUGAUAUCUGACUGAUAAAACAUUCAUUCAAUUUAGCGUUGGGUAUUUGCCAUCAUAGCUGUGAUUCUAAGCUUGUAGACCUGAGAGAGAUGUAUAGAUGAAACACAGAUGCUGCAUUGGCUCCAUUGACUGUAGCUCAGACUGUCUGUUAGUGUUUAAAAAGUUCAACACUUUUCUGACCCCCUCGGGUUCCAAUAGUAACGAUAGAAAACAUGAAUAACCAUUUCUAUAUAUAACACUGUAUUACGCUUUCUGUAAGACUGAUGAUUCCUCUAAAGAGAUGGAUCAUUUAUUUUUCAAGCAAAACUUGUUUUAGUUUUUUGGUGAGUUUAGCAGGUUUGAUCUAUGCAUGCCUUUAAUAUACCUGGUCUUGCCAACCACUGAAUUGCAUCUAUAGGAAGACAAAUGUGUGCCACAGAUGCUAGCCAUAGGACUGGGUGUAACCAACUGCCAUAAAAAAAAAACAGACUCCUGUCCUCAGCAGCAAAUACUCCCCUGUAGCUGAAUAUGGAGAGACUUUUUCUUCUAAUGAUUUCGAUCUCAUAGUACAUCUGAGCAUGUGUACUUUGUGUAUCUUGAAAGGUUUUCUAUUUUGUAAAUCAAGGACUAAAGGAAUCUUUUGUUUUUGCGGGACCAGUGUGGUGUUUUAACUUUCUAUUCACCCCUUUUGGCUUAGUCUACUUUUCAUGAGUCACAAAUCAAUGUUCUGUAAAUACAGGAUUCAUAACUCAUGACCCCCAGAAAACAUCAGGCGUGAGAGGAAGGAUAUGGCACUCCCUGACCUGGCCGUCACUAGACGAGACGAGACGGUGCCAGGAACAUACUCUCCCUCUACCAGGUCUGAGCUGACCAAGCCUCUCCCACUCAUAACAAAAGGUUAAAUAUGGAAUUAAUUCUCUCUGUACAACAACAGUCAAUCUCCCACCAUGGGACCAGCAUAGAGAUUCCUGAGAUUCUUCCCUAUUCUUUAUUCUUCGCAUUUGUGUAGAGACAACUCUCUGAAGCUGUCACUGGGCAACCGUAUCAAAGAACCACCCUUUCAGGUUGUUGUGUGGAGCACCUUGAGACCAUAUGAAAAACACACACAUUGUAGCUUCUCUGUUUUUCUCUAUUUGUUUGUUUCAUUGUAGUAAAGUCUUUAUUCAACCACUGUUGAAUGGUAAAUGGUAAAGCUGCGCUGCAUCCUGACACCUCGCUAUGACAUUUGGAAUCUUUCUUCUGUGGUUUUAUUUGUUGCAUUGUUGUUCUAAAUAAUACUGGAGAAACCUAGGAAUGGGUGCCGAACCAUGGUGCUCCACCAACAGGCCUGCCCAGUGACACACACACAGUUACAGGGGAAAGGUUCUAAUCUCAAAAUCACAAUUCUAAUUCACUGGAGUCUCAAAUUCAAAAUGGUAUUCCACUUCCUACUAAAAAUAGUGCUUGAACCCUUGGCUUUGGAGGAAAGAACUGUACAUAUUCAAUAUUGGCCAUAUCACGUCAUCUUAUCUGUAGACCUCUCCUGCCAUGUCUGCCAGAGGAAAAUGACUGUUGAUUAUGUGUAAAUACUGUAGGUAUGGUUGUGUAGGAGACAGGACGUCUUUGUAAUAUUCUAGUUCCUUCUCCAAGGGUCCAAUCCAUUUCACCCAGUCAAAUAGCAACUUGGUGAUGACUUGUACGAGAGGUAUAAUACACAGUAGAUACAGUGCAUUCGGAAAGUAUUCAGACCCCUUCCCUUUUUCCACAUUUUGUUGCGUUACAGCCUUAUUCUAAAAUGGAUUUUAAAAAUUGUUUCCCCCUUAUCUGUCUACACACAAUACCCAACAACAAAAAUGCAAAGACAGGUUUUAAGAAAUUUUAGCAAAUAAAUAAAUAAUAAUAAAUAUAAAAUGUACAUAAGUAUUCAGACCCUUUACUCAGUACUUUAUUGAAGCACCUUUGGCAACGAUUACAGCCUCUAGACUUAUUGGGU